AUGCUCAGAAUUACUAGAUGGGGAUAUCGGAGCGGGUUCAAGGAUUGGGAGGUUAUUUCUUGGUCUAUCCUUGGAGUCGAUGAUGAUACUCCAUCUCCCCAUGAGAAAGACAAUUCUUAUACACGCAAAGUAAACCUCUUCUGGCAAGAAUGUCUCGAGCACGCUAACAUUGAUGCUCUCCAUGAAUCAUCUGAGACUGCAUUGACGCUUUUCGAUUAUAUAGACCGAAUUUAUCAUCUAAGUCAGCCCAAAUUUCAAGUCCAGGGUGUUAGUGGAGCUCAUCAGCCUAACAGCUUACGACAUGUUAGUAGGACCACCCUCAGAUGUGCGAUGCUCUUCGUGUCAAUGAAACUGGUGGAAGAUCCGACUUACUUUUAUGAUGAGAAGUUCUCAAUGCGACUAACCCUUGACCAAUCUCCAUGGACAGAUUGCCAUCUCAAUAUAGUCACAGAAUUCUUAGAAAUGAGAGCAAGUCUUCAUGACAAGGAAUUUGUGGCAGUUGCAUGGCAGCGAUUACUGAAGAGGAUGUCAACCGUCUUCUUCGACGAAAAUAAUGAUGACUUCAUGAAAGCAAUUGAAUACUCACUAUUCCCCCGAUUCCUUAAAUAUGGAGCAUCUAAGACAAUGCACAUGGAAUAUACGCCAGUAGAACCUGACGUUCAUGCUUACAUUCAAAGAGAGGAGUGCAACAUAUAUCUAUACCCUUGUACAAUCUUUUUACUGGCCCUGUUCUACAACUACAAUACACUCAACCAGACAUCGCUUAAAAUGUUUGUCAACGUAGUCGAGUUCCUCUGCACAAGUUCAGAAGAAAUUAGAUUGCAACUUGAGAAUUUGUAUCGCCCUGUUUUAUUAUACCACCAGCUUCGUCAUUAUUAUCGUCGACAGGCGGAAAGUAGCGACACGACAAUAGGUUCAGUGCGGGUUAGGUUCCUUGCUCGUAUUGCGCAAAUAUUAAUAACGAAAGCAAUUGAGAUCAAACUGGAAAUGGUAGAAUUGGAAAAGCUAGUCCCUGCCAUUUUAGCUUUCUUUCCAAGUGCUGUUGGAGAGAAUUUGGCAAAUCAAAUUCGGACUAUGAAUAAGGACGGCGAAUUAUCAACUUCCCCUGAUCAGCGAGACGGGAGAGUGGAAGUGUGCCAUUGCAAAAGGAUAAAGAGGGAUGAGUUGAUGGAUGAAGAAACUUGA
Sclerotinia borealis F-4128 is the source of this 1185-nucleotide messenger RNA. The record is from the annotation of a GenBank genome assembly. NCBI's taxonomy places the organism in Eukaryota, Fungi, Ascomycota, Leotiomycetes, Helotiales, Sclerotiniaceae.